AUGGUGUCUCAAUUUCCCGUACCUCGCUCCCAACUGAGGAUUGCGCAUUGGACCAGGGUGGUACGCGGACAACAGAUCACUACCUGCUUUGCGGGUGACGAAGAAACCCUAUCGACGCACAGCGAUACCUUCUCCUCCGUCGAGUCCAAUGCCCUGAAGCUUGAAGUAAUUCGUUUAACCAAGCUUCGGAUGCCACGGUGGGAUCCGGUGAUUGCUUCCAUAGAAAAGGCAUCCAAGGGAAACCUUCAGUUACUUUGGAUUGGCGACGCGACCAUAUUGCCCUUUCCCAUUGAGAAGCUCUGUAGGCUUUCACGCCUCGAUAACCUCCAGCAUCUGGUUGUGCUCGCAUGUAUCAAUCGCACAGGUGAUUCCCGGGAAGCCGACAACUGGUUUCGCGAAACGUUAAUCGCGUCCCAGCGCAAGAGCGUCCCUCUCACAAGCCUUGCGAUCAAAGCCUGGAUUGGUGACCCCUUGACUCUAGCUUCCCUCUAUCAUGUUUCCUUACAUGCGAAAUCACUGACUACCCUCAGGCUCUCCAUCAACUCCUCCUUCCGUUGCGAUGUAUUCCCUCCCUCAAUGCUUCCCCCUGAUAUUCCACCGCCAUAUAAAGAACCUUCGUGUCUCCAAAAUUUAUGCCUCGACGACACCCGAGCUGAAAGAUUCCCUGUCGAUUCCCAUCGGGAGUAUGCACUCUUCCUGGAUAGGCUCUUCCCCGACCUCCCAAAAGUUACCGUCGACGAGCCACGAAAGUCGGAUGUCGCUGACAAGGGCAAAGAGGGAUGGUCGAUUAUCGAGCAGUUAAGGAAAGACUACCAACUUCGCCAGAGGUCAUCCUCGCCGUCAGUAAAUAGCCUGUAG
Coprinopsis cinerea okayama7#130 is the source of this 858-nucleotide messenger RNA. RefSeq lists its product as hypothetical. The transcript has a single exon. The record is from RefSeq and is a predicted model, not a curated record. The coding region runs from base 1 to 858 and encodes 285 amino acids. Lineage: Eukaryota; Fungi; Basidiomycota; Agaricomycetes; Agaricales; Psathyrellaceae.